Molecule: messenger RNA, 1082 nt
Organism: Zonotrichia leucophrys gambelii
Lineage: Eukaryota; Metazoa; Chordata; Aves; Passeriformes; Passerellidae
Gene: PTPRCAP
Product: protein tyrosine phosphatase receptor type C associated protein
Exons: 2
Coding region: 189-779 (196 amino acids)
Source: RefSeq, a predicted model, not a curated record
GCUCCGCGCCUCGGCAGGAAGUUGGGGUGGCACCCGGCAGCAUUUUGGGCUGCAGAGGGGGUGAGGGGGUGCAGGCUCGGCCCCCCCCCGCUCGGCACAUCCGCUGCACGGGGCAGGAAGUUGGGGGGGGCUCCCCCAUCUCGGAGCGCACCGGCGGCAUUGGGACCCGCUCUGGCUGCACCCCGCUGAUGGCCGCCCCGCGAUGGCACCCGCUGCUGCUGCCGCUGCUGCUGGCACUGCUGGCGGCGCCGGCGGCGGCCGGGGACCCCGCGGUGGCCCGCAAGGACCGGACGGUGGCCGCGCUGCUGGGGCUGCUGCUGUGCCUGGUGCUGGGGCUGGCGCUGGCCUGGCACCACCUGUGCCGCCUCUCGGCCGGCCGCUACCACCCCCGGCCCCUGGGCCGCCGGGCACUGCAGCUGCUGCAGAGACAGUGGCACCGGCUGCGCUCGCCGGGGGACCCCGGGGACAGCUACGGGGACAGCCACAGCGACGUGGCCGUGCGGGACGAGGAUGAGGAGCUGAUGCCAUGGAGCCUGGAGCGGCGGCCGCAGCAAGAGGAGGAGGAGGAGGAGGAGGAUGAGCAGGAGGAGGAUGAGCAGGAGGAGGAUGAGAAGGAGGAGGAUGAGGAUGAGGCUGAGGCAGCGCCGGAGGGCGGGCAGAGCCCCCUAAGCGAGGGGCAGGCGGCGGGGGGCAGCGCCGAGGCCCUGCUCAGUGACCUGCACGCCUUCUCGGGGACAGCGGCAUGGGGGGACGCACGGCCACACGUCACCGCCUUGUGACAUCACCGGCCUGAUGUCACCACCCUUUGAUGUCAUCUCCCUGUAGUGUCACCUCCCUGUAGUGUCACUCCUUGUAAUGUCACCUCCCUGUUAUAUCACCCCCCUGUAGUGUCACUCCCUGUAAUGUCAUCGCCCUGUAGUGUCACCUCCGUGGAAUGUCACCACCCUGUAUUGUCACCUCCCUGUAGUGCCACAGCCCUGCCUGCAAAGGGACCCCUUCUCUGUCCCCUGCCAGCCCCCACCCGAGACUCCUGAUUGGCUGCAGGGGCCUUGUCCGAAUUUGCACUGACCAAUAAAAGAGCA